AUGUCUUCCCCCGAGCAUGGGGCGGCCGUGGGGACUCUUGCGACUGAACUGGCACUUGAACUAGCACACAUGGGGCCUAACACGCUGAACGAAAUCACGUCUUUUUCCGGGUCUGGUAUUCGAGCUGAGGGCAAGGGGAAGGCCGCCGACUUCGCAUGGGGACCUCGAGUCCCUCCAGCCGGUGCCGGUGCUACAGGAUCGGUGACAGUCGCUGUUGAAGUGGCUGUGUCUGAAACACCCACCAUGCUUAAACGGGACAUUGACUAUUGGUUGAGUCCCACAGCUGGAAACGCCAAUUUAGCCAUUGCCAUGAAAGUGAGCAGAUCAGAGGCUAAAGUCAGUAUUGAGAUGUGGCGGCAGGCUAGCAGAGGCGCUCAUCGCACCCAGCAUACAACCAUUUCGAAAGUGAACAACAGGGUGACAAUUUCGGGGGACGCGGUGAUUAUUCCAUUCCAGGAUUUGUUUGGAAGGGCGAAGUUGCCCCCAGCCGAGAGGGAUGGGAUGAUCAGCGAAGACCAAUUGAAAAGGGUGGCGGGAGCAAGCUGGGCUCAACAGGGCUUCUAG
Molecule: messenger RNA, 564 nt
Organism: Penicillium canescens
Lineage: Eukaryota; Fungi; Ascomycota; Eurotiomycetes; Eurotiales; Aspergillaceae
Exons: 1
Coding region: 1-564 (187 amino acids)
Source: RefSeq, a predicted model, not a curated record